This is a messenger RNA of Durusdinium trenchii, 649 nucleotides long. The record is from the annotation of a GenBank genome assembly. NCBI's taxonomy places the organism in Eukaryota, Dinophyceae, Suessiales, Symbiodiniaceae.
AAGCCAUGAGCAGCGUAAUCGCCUUCCUGGCCUCCAAAUUCCAGGGACGGCGUCGACCCAAUGCACCUGAGCGUGGACACCUCGCUGGGUCUAUCAGAGUCUGAGCCCGAACCGGAUGAGACCGAGUGGAAACCGGCGCAAUUCAACAGCACAUUGGCUUCCAGCAUCACCGAAGACAUUUCAAGCCGCAGAUCCAGUAAGACGCUGAAGGGCAUUUUGGCCUUGGCGGAACAAGCCGCAGAAGCCUCCCAUUCUGCUGCAAUGAGCCUUGAGUCUGGUUUGCAUGAUACUCUCAACGAGAUGAAUUCGUUCUCGGGAAUCGCACAAACGACCAGCGAGCACUGCUCCCGCGAGACGAAGCGGAUUUCAGCCGAUGUCCAGCAACGAGCACUAGCUCUGAAAGCUGAUGACUUGUCUGACUCAGCAGAGUCUCGCAUUUCGGUCUCUGGGAUUGAUACCGGCCACAAUGACUUGGAUCCAAGACAGUGGCCUUGUAUAUGGUUGGAGCCUUCCAUUUUGGAUCCCUUAAAGAAGCUGCGAGUAUCUGGGGCGCAAGUUCCAGGGGGUGUGCACAAGGAAGUCCUGACGCAGCAUGUCUGGGAUCUUUGCCGUGAACAUGAAGAGCUUCUACGGAUGGCAGACGAGCAGG